Drepanopeziza brunnea f. sp. 'multigermtubi' MB_m1 is the source of this 8865-nucleotide messenger RNA. RefSeq lists its product as uncharacterized. NCBI's taxonomy places the organism in Eukaryota, Fungi, Ascomycota, Leotiomycetes, Helotiales, Drepanopezizaceae. The record is from RefSeq and is a predicted model, not a curated record.
AUGGCGCUCCUAAAUCCCACCUUCAUCUUUGGGGUGAUAGUGCUCGCAUACCUAUUCUCCUUUAUCAUAUUCGCCGUUCUCCGGAUCCUCACCGGCAUAUCUAUCCAGCGCAUCGGCUACUUCUCCUUGAGGCGACUCGCGUACACGCCGAAGGAUGGCAUAAAAAUCGAGAUCAGGGGACUGGGAUUGAACUUGCACCGGCCGACCUUUGCACAGCCGACAUGGGUCAGUGUCGUCCUUAGGGAGCUGGCAGUGACUAUCGACUUGAAGGCUGCAGACGGAGAGAAGGGCAGCGGUUCUGAUACGAAAAAUGGAACCAAUGGCACAGCGGACGGGGCCGGUGGCUCAGCUUGCGACUCCAAGCCAAAGAAGAGGCCCUUGUCGAACAAGACGAGCUUUACGCUUCGAAGAAGUAAGAGCUGGGAAAAGCUCACCCAUGCGAAGGAACGGAUCAAGCGCUUGCACCGGAAUAUCAACUGGAUCCGUAUGGUCGAUGUGGUGGCUACAAAUACCUCUGUGACAGUGUUGGACGUGGGGCAGAUUCAAGUUGGGAGCUUUACUAUGGCGGUGGAUACGCGGCGCAAAAUGGUAGACAGAGGGAGGAUGUUUUCACAUCUGAAGAUGCCCAAGAAAGAACAACGACCUGCGGAAUGGAUGCUUACAGUUCGGAGCGUCCUCUUUACUCCCGAAGGCAAGGACUCCCUCGAAGUACUCGAUCACGCGACCCUCAACGUUCAUGGACUGCUGUAUAAAGAAUUGGACGGACUCCGAGAUGCUGCUAUUUCGCUAAAGCUGGGUCGGGUACAUAUACCAUACGAUGACAUAAAUACUUGCAUGAAUAGUUACAAAGACUGCCGCAGGCCACACGUAGAGGAAAAGUCGGAAACGGAGGAUAUCUCUGUCACGGAUCUGAUCGAAGAGCUCGACAGACCAGGUAGCCGUGAACAGAAGCUCGUUCAAACCGUUUCUGACUCCAAGGAGUUCGCCAGUUCCAUUCUGCGUGGGAUCAAGGAAGUACAAUUCGCGGUCAGUUUCGUUGGAUUCUCGAAGAAAUUCAGCGCCGUACAGCCUCGUGGUUCACCCAUCUAUCUCAAUGCGUCGAUGAAAGAGGUUGGCGUAGCUCUGCACCGACUUGAUCAGAAGUCGCCGGCGCAUCGGAUGUAUUUCUCUUCUAAGGACGUUGCUCAUCAAGCUCUGGUGGCGGCACUGGCUAUUUCUGUUGGUGUUGACGAUGGAAAUGGGAAGUCCGAUAGACUGGCUUACAUACCAAUGGCAACCACAACAGUACGAACCACCCUUCCCUCAAAGACGGUGGAAUUCGCUCGGGACUGUAGUGCUGAUGACCGAAAUGCAAACAUCUUGUACUCGAAUGUUGUCAUCACUUCGCCGUCCAUUGAUCUGGACCCGAAGCACCUGCCUCUGAUUCUGGCACUCUUACAAUCCAAGCCCAAGUCUCGGAAAUCUACGCAGCCGCAAAGGCAUGUCAUCAUUUCAAGGCUACUGCCAAAAGCCAACGUCAAGUUCUCGAUGCACGAACCAGUCGUUCGAAUCGCGCUCCCACCUGUCGAGAAGGAUGCGGCUGAAGAUGAUUUCGAUUUGAUCAUCUCGUCAAUUUCCUCGGUAUCUUUGGACAUCGAGUCUUCGCACUCUGCAGUGGGAGAGCUUCAUUAUAGCCUAGGCUCGACGCUUAGAGUACAAUCCCACGAUCUGUACUACCAGACCUCGUCCGGAGCGCAUUUUGACCUACUUCAAACUGAAUCGUUGGAGCUGAAAGCUCAGCUCAGCGCCAACCCGGAAGUUCAAGUCGUGGCAACUGGCAACCUUCAAACCUUUUCCAUUCACAUGGUCCGCCCCGAGAUCAGUGAUGGCGUUCGCCAAAUCGUCCGUCAGUUACGGCUUAAUGUGGAGCCGACGAAGAAAGUACAUGCCAAGACAAACCGCAAUCCAAAUUUCAUUAGAGCAUUACCACCUUGGCUCUUGCAUUUUCAAAUCCAAGGCUCGGACUUCAGCGCGGAAGUUGCUGGUGUAGAUGAAGAUAUCUCUGAUGAUACAAGAGGCGUUGCUCUGCAAUUACAAUCAUGGACAACAGAAUACAAGGCACACAAGGUGCUCGCGGAUCGAAGAAUAUCACGUCGCAGAGCAGCAAGUCGGUCAUUGACACCAGACUCUGACAUGUUCUUGACUAUGCCCCAGUCUACCCGAAGAAAGCAUCAGCAGAAACAGCAUCCGACUGAUGGUCGACGUAUGGCUGUUUACAUCCGCGGCCUGGAGGCUUUCAUCAUCGAAUCGACUGAAAAAUGGGAGGCUGAACCUUUCGUUGCGAUACCGCGCUUCGAAGUCGCACUCUCAACUUCAAGUGAUACCCAGGGUCCAGUCUUCCACGUCAACUCGCAUGUGAAGCAGCUCCUUGUCCAGUACUCUCUCUAUCGCCACUAUUCUGCUGGAGUUGCUAUCACCGUCCUGAGGAAAGCUUUUGUCCGUACCAAAGCAGACAGGGAUGAGGAGCAAGCGAGGGUGUCGACAACAGCGAUGCGCGACGCUGAAUUGCUAUCCCCUGUCAGAUCUUCAGAUGAUUUUUACACUCGCGAUGCGCCGGAAUACCCGUUCACAGCGAGUGAGUUGGUCACUAUCGACCUCAAGGCGACGCUGGUCCAAGUUAAGGCACAAAUGCCUUCCGACCCAGCAGUGAUGGUACAAAUAUAUGGCUUGGAAGCUGGCCGACAUAGGUGGUCGCCUCCCUUCUUGCACGCCAAGCUUGCGAGACUUUAUGCGGACGCACCAAAAAUGAAGCAUGUGUGGGCAAGGCUUGUAAGUAUCAAAGGUCUGCGAGUGGACUUGCGUGAGAGCCGUCGGAAACGCAGCAACGGCCAAAUGGAGGACGAGAAGCUCAUUGACGUGAAAUCUGAGGCUAUAAGAUUAGCUAUCCCACAUCAGCUUGUUCUUCACAAAGUUUUUGACAACUUUGUCAAUACACUGAAGGCUGUUCAACAGCUACACCAUCGCUUUGUCACCGGUACAAAUGAGUACAUUCUCAACAAGCGUCCAGAAGGUCCGAAACAUCUGCCAAAAAUCUCAGUCCGAAGCAGACUUCUGCUUUUUGAGCUUGAAGAUGGUGCAUUCGAAUGGAAACUGGGCGUGAUAUAUCGCACCGGGCUAGUUGAGCAAUCACAGCGCCUUGCACGUGAAGCGGCAUUCAAAUUCAAGGCUAAGAAGAUCGAGGAAGAGGAAAUGCGCAAGGAUUCUUCCCGUUUCCGCAACAGAUCUGCUCACCCGCGGGGCCGUAGUACUCAAAGGGAUGCCCAUGUCCCGAAAAGAAGUCAGAGCGAGGACGAGGCCACUGAUAAACAUCAAUCAAGAGGUCAUCGUGGUCGCAAUAUGCGCUACGACCCUGAAGGCACCUGCGGAAUAUCAAGCUCAGCCAAAAUUUCUAUUGGAGAGGCCCAUGAGAGACUGCAGAAGUAUAAUUCAGAGAGCUGGAAGCGACGAAUUGACCGCGUCUACGGAAAAUUUAAAAGUGGAAUGAAGGAUAUUCGUGCUAUCUUCUGGGGAUCCGAACAGCUUGACGACAUGGUGGAUGUCGAAAAUAUACUUGAGGUACCUCAACGUCCGGCCCUGAUGGCUACCUUGAUCAUCGAUCUUCACAUCACGAUCGAUAAGCCGUCAUUCCCAAUGCACCAGCUACCCGACUUCAUCCAUCGCGUAGGGAAAGGCAUGCCCUAUGACAUGCAAUACUCGCUCUUGGUCCCUAUGCACGUCCAGAUAGAUAUGGGAGAAGCUCGAAUGACCCUGCGUGAUUAUCCUCUGCCUCUCUUGCAUGUUCCGGCCAUCAAACCUGGUCAGUCUACUCGACUACCUGCCUGGUCCCUAAAGUCCGAUUUUGUUAUCGCCGAAGAAUUCCGAGGCCGCGAAUCAACGCGGCAUGUUAAAGUCGAUAUCAUUCCGCCGAACAGCCCUGAAUCGGGGACGUCAAAUGUGGGCGGGUUCGCCAUUGAUGUCCGGAGAACGAUCUCGCCGGUCAAGUCAUACUCCGACAUCAAGGUUGAUAUCAAUACAGGAUUCCCCACGCGCAUAACUUGGGGUGCAUCUUUCCAGCCAGCUAUACAGGACAUGAUGAUGGUAGUCGAGACAUUCACCAAGCCUCAGGUUGAUCCAUCAGACCGAACUGGCUUCUGGGACAAGAUCCGGCUUAGUUUUCAUUCUCGUGUUAGCGUGGCAUGGAAAGGGGAUGGCGAUGUCCAUCUCAUGCUCAAGGGAACCCGUGAUCCAUAUUCCAUUACUGGCGAUGGUGCAGGUUUUCUUAUGUGCUGGCGUAAUGACGUUCGGUGGAACAUAUGCCGCGAGGAAGACCCAAGAAAGUUCAUGACCGUAGACAGUGGUGAAUACAUCCUCGCGAUUCCGGACUUCAGCCAUCAAGCCCGUUCGAUGUCGAAGAACGUUCUGGAUAGCGAUAGUGUGACCAGUGUGGAUAGUUUCAAACGUGGUGCGGCCUUCAAAAAGGUUAUCAUGAAGCUGUCUGGGAAUGUGCAGUGGCAAACCGGCUUGACGUUUGAACGGAAUUUGCAAGAAGACGGCAAACGGUCCUUCGAUUUUGAGCCCCAUUACAAUGUCAUUCUGAAGGAACCACAAUUUGCGAAGGGAUCGCCCGGCCAGGAAUACGACGCUUUCCGAGGAUUUAGGAGUAACCACAUACACAUGUCGAUUGCCGUCAGAGCACCCGUCGAACGAGAGUGGUCUGUAUCAAAUCUAGAAAACUCCAGUAGCUACAACACUGUACAUCUGACCCCUCGGUUCUUCUCCCACUUCUUCGCCUGGUGGUCGAUGUUCAACGGUACUAUGUCACUUCCCAUCCGCCAAGGUACGCUGUGGCCAGGCAUUGAGAAGUCCAGCAAGAAAUUUGGCCGGCACCUUGCUACGAUAAAGUACAACCUUCUUCUGGCUCCUCUGUUCAUCAGUCACAUAUACAAGCACAAGGAUGCCGAGGAUUACUCAGAAGACGUUGUCUCUGCCACAGGCUUGAAGAUGAGACUCGACAGCUUCAUGCUUGAUAUGCACCAACGUCGUGAGGAAUUUCCCACCCACGACAAGGGCCGCAAGACACAGGGCACAACAACUGGUAUGAAGAUGCACCAAGCGCAACUGGAUCUUUUGUCAGCCGAUAUCCGAGCUAUAACGGCCAGUAUCGCUGGUACAACCCCUGAGGAUUUGCAGAAGGCGUCCGCCUCUCAGCUUGUGUCCCAAGCGGAAACUCCUUCCAUCGAUCUGUCACGAUUUGAAAUCCCAGACAACGACUUCAGCUGGAUCGACAUGGAUGACUUUGUCGAACUGGAUUGGAUCCUGCCAUCUGAGGCAAAUCCAAAGACAAAGAUCAUGCCGCUGGCUUACACCCCUCGUUUCACGUAUUUCCGCCAGACUGAUCACGGCGAUACCAUUUCUGGAGACCCCGACAGAUCGAGCCCAUUUGGAAAAGAGCAGACACAUUUCUGUAUCAUGAGCAAGGAUGAUGACCCUCGUCGCGUUCAAUGCCAGCUGAUAAAAAGUCGCCUUGGGCAGCUUGAAACCCAGAUGGAGUCUCAUAACCAAGCUAUCGAAUACGCCGCACUUGAAUGCGUUAGAGAUGAUACCAAUCCUUCCCUGAGAGCAGAUUUCGAGCUACUAAGCAAACAUGGCAGUUUCCUGCGAGACAAAAGGCUAUUUUUAGAGUCGAUGCUGCGUCGCAUGGCCAUGCGCAUCCAUACGGACAAGAAGCGUGCAGUACCCGAUGGGGAUGCCGAUGUCGACAGCGAUGGCGAAACAACAUCUCCCAAGGAUUAUGAUGAAGCUGCCGAAGGAAUGGACACCAAUCCUGGCUCAGAUUUCGUGAGUGACUUCAACAAUCGUUUCGUCAUUCACAAUAUGCAGUUGAAGUGGAACAACCUCUUGAGGAACAUAAUCCUUCGAUACAUACACCAAGUCAGCCAGAGGCGCGGAUUCGUCUACUAUCUCUCCAGACGAGCUGUCAAGUUCAUUCUCGAUAUUGUUGACGAACAGAACAAGGCGAAGGCAGCAAAGCAACACCCGUCGCCAGAGACCGAUGGCUCUCGUAGAGGCUCUGCAGCUGAUGUUCCGUACGGCGAGCCUGGUCCUCAAGAAGUCGAAGAGCGGAUCAACGAGCUUCUCGCCGAUGGCAGGGACUUUAUCAACGCAGACGACACUGAUACCCAGGAGGAUCCGGCUCUAGAAAAGGGUGAGAAGGUUUCCUCCGAAGAUCUCCGUACUGGCAUUGGCCGCGAGUUCACGCCACAGAACAGCUACCACGUACGACUUAUCGCUCCUCAGAUUCAGCUCCAAAGCGAGAAGAAUCCUAAAGCUGUGGUUCUGGUCACCGCCAAGGGUAUGGAGCUAAAAGUUAUCGAGGUCAUGGACAAAGACCGCAUAUCGGACGUCAUCAGUGGUCUGGUGCAGCGCCGAUUUUCCGUGGAGAUGGACAGCACACAGUUCUUUGUCACGCAUCAGAAGUGGUUCUCAUCACAGCUCUUGUCAAUGUACUCUGGAAAUCAUUAUGGUGUACCCGCUGGUACUGCCUGGCCACCCUGGGUACCCAUGGAAGUCAUGUUUGACUUUAAAGUUGAUCCAUUCGGCUUCAAACGGAUUGUCCAAAAGACCUCCGCUACCUUGAGGUACGACAAGUACAACACAUUGCGACUCAAGUACAACGAUGAGAUUAGCAGCGAAGGCACUUAUGCGGCCGCUGAAGACAAUGUCGAAAAUCGGAUGGAUCAUCUCUACGUCGAGUUCCCCCAGAUCUUCGCCAUCUGCAACUCAGCCCAGUAUUAUGCGAUGUACAUCAUCGUACUGGACCUUCUGAUGUACAGCGAGCCUCUGGAGAAGACCAGAAAUGAACGUUUGGAGAAGAUCAUGCUUGCAUCAGACUUCAGUGAUUUACGAGGUGCCCCGGAAAUGGUCAUUCGUUUGCAGGAACGGAUUCGACAGCUAGAAGAGAUCAAGGACCUAUUCCAGAUGAACUCCAAGUUUUUGGACAUGAAAGGGUGGGAAGAUAGGCUUGCUGUUGACAGGGACCUAGCCAGCUGCGAGGAUGAACUGUUUUUCAUGAUGAAAGCCAUCACCUCUUCGCAGAGAAAAUACGACGCAACACAGACCAGCGGGUUGCUCAGGUGGAUCAUUUCGUCGAGUCAAAUUGUUUGGCAUCUCAUCCGGGACAACAAUGAGCCGCUGAUGGAAUUUCAACUUCAACACGCCGAGUACGAUCGAGUGGACAAUUCAGAUGGGUCGCACAUGAAUUCCAUGUCGAUAGGGAAGAUCAUUGGGCUCAACCUUUUGCCAGAUGCUAUCUAUCCCGAGAUGUUUGCUCCCUACUCUGAUCCUGAGCGCGGAGUUUUCAACGAAGGCGAAAACAACAAGAUGUUGAGUGUAAACUGGAACAUGCUCGAAGCAAUUGCAGGUAUUCCUGUGAUGGACCGGUUCGAAGUCAAUCUCUUCCCUGUGAAAAUUCAGCUCGAACGUGAGGUCGGAAAACGACUCUUCGAUUAUAUGUUUCCUGGCACCAAUGAUACAAAGCCUACAUCGCCGUUCAUGGUUAAAUACAUGCAACCCGUGGACGACGAGGGUGAGGAUGAGAACGGGGAAGAGCAAAGCACACCCACUAUGGAGAAGCAACCUAAUAUCGUAGCUAGAGACAAGCAUAACAACGAAUAUAAACCACGAGCAGGAUCAUUUGAGCUGCGUCUCCAGCCGACCAUGAACUCGGAAGCUCGUCCGAGCACCUCGUCCGCGCGCAAAUCAAAGGCUUCUAGCGUGUACGGACACGGACGAGAACACGAGAGCAAUCAUUUCAGACUGUUCCAGUCAAGCAACAAAACCUCUGCAAAUUCUCGGGGUGUGUCCGCAAAGACUCUGGCCAGGAAACCAUCGAGCGAAAGCCUACAGUCCAGUAUGGCAUCGCGGCCAACUCUAGGCCGGACGUUGACCGUGGGCUCCGCAAAUGAUGCUAACUCAACCCAUACGACUAACAGCGACUCGAAGAAGCGGUUCGGGAUUCAUCGCCACCCAGGUAAGAAGGCAGAGCCGUCUGAUGACCUGACGAAGAUGAUGUCUCGAGCAUCUGAGUACAUGACACUUGCACAUGUCAAGAUAACAAGUGUCGUACUCUGUCUGAGUUAUAAAGGGAACGGGGAGCGUAACCUUGAAGAUGUUCACGACUUCGUCUUCCGCCUGCCUUCUAUUGAGUAUCGUAACAAGACUUGGUCGAACCUCGACCUUGCGCUCGCUCUGAAGAAAGAUGUUAUUCGAGCCUUGAUUUCCCACACCGGUGCUAUCAUCAAAAAUAAGUUCAAGCAUCGGCCAACGACUGCUCAGCAGCAUCGCCUCCGAGAACUUGCCACAAGUAGCAUGCUUCUGAAUCCUUCCAGCCAAGACAACUUGCACGACAACAGCGAUGCAAGCAGUUCUGUGUUCGAAACGAGUCUCAGCGCUGCUCGAUCUGAUCGGUCGAGAAGUCCCCGGCGAUCUUUCACGUCGAGUAACAGUAUCGGCCUCAGCCAAUUGAACCGGACACCUAGCGACUCCAGCAGCGUUCUCUCGAAGCAAUCGCGCAACCAAAGCAUCCAAUCUUCGCUGAUGAUGACCCCGAUGGUGCAACGGGAUACUAUCAAGACAGACCCCGACAGCGAAAUGCCUGGUCCGAAGAGCGGGAAGAGCAAUCACGAGUCGGGGCUGCUGGCUACGCUGGGUCGCUUGAAGAAGAAGGAUAAGGAUAGCUCGCCAGGCUCGAGUGGAGGCCAGACGCAAGACAAUAAUGAUGAAUCGACGAAGAAGAAGAAGGGCAUACAUUUCAAGAAGAUCCUCGGUGGCUUGUCGAGCGACCACUGA